GAGGUCAUGAGGAGGACUGCUCAUCAAUCACUGCCACUUCCUCCUGCUUUGCUGCAACAAUGCUAAAAUUGAAAGAAAAACCCAUGGCUUGCCUUUUGAUGGUCGAUGAUGAAUGAUGGCGCAGUAGCAGAUUGAAGUUUUCCUCUCUCUCUCUCUCUGCCCUCCUGAUCCACUGGAAAAACGAAAAACAUUUCACGACCCAUGUAAGAAAGAAGGAAAAACGCAACAGCCCAUGAGACGGCAGAUCUACUCUUCUUCCUUAACAAUCCUUACCACCCAUUCGCCAUUGAUGUCCAUGUCCUCAGAUCUUCCCUUCCGUUUUUAACCUCUCUUGCCCUUCUAAGAGCACCCAACAAUCACUGUCCUCUGUCAAAUUCUUCAGCUCGUUCUUCUCGCAUCUGCCCAAGAGGCAAGAAUCCCUCCCAUUUCUGUCUAGAUUCACUCCUCAGUGACCCCCUGUCCAGGAAAGUUCGGAACUUGAACCAGAUUUCCGGUGGGAUCUCCGGAUCGGUGCUCGACCCAGUAGCAGAUGGGGUCCUCCCAUUCCGUUCACGAAGUCGUCGAGGAGGAAGAAAGCGAAUCUGAGGAGGAGGAGGAGGAGGAAGACGAGGAAGAAGAAGAUGGCCGCGGCGACGGGCCCAACGGGAGGAGGGCUCAGAUGGAGAGCACCCACCUCGUGAAGAAGGUCCUGGAGCAAGAGCCCGAGAUGCUGCCGUGCCACGCCUCGGCGUCCCCGCUCUCCCCGCAGCUCUCGUCCCUCGGGACCCCGCGGCUCGGGCCAUCCAUCAAGGUGUGGGACCCUUACAACGUCCUCGCCCCGCCGCCCCCCCUGCCCCCUCCCCCGCCCGUCUUCUCGCGGAGCUUCUCGAUCGAGGCUGAUGAUCGGCAGCUGGGGAUAUCAGAGGUGUUCUUGAUAAGCCAUGGGGAGUGUGAGCUGAGCAUGAGGCCUGAUUUGAUUGGAGGGCGUUGCCCUGAUGCAGGUCUGACACCGAAUGGGAAGCGGCAGGCGAGGGCUCUUGCCGUGUUCUUGAACUCCCAUGGGGUACGGUUCGGUUCGGUUUUCUCGUCCCCGCUGGAUCGGGCUCGUUCUAUGGCGGCCCUUGUCUGUCAGGAAAUGAAUUUUGCAGAGGAACAGAUGCAAUCCUCUGAUGCUCUUACAGACAUGAGCCACGGUCACUGGGAAGGAUGCCCCUUGUCAGAAAUUUACACUUCCGAAAUCUCAAGCCUAAUGGACCGGUUAGAGCCUGAUUUCUGUGCACCGGGUGGAGAAUCCCUCAGGCAGGUGGAAUUCCGAAUGGUCCAGUUUAUAAACAACACCGUGCUGGGCCUGCCCGACAAAUUGAGGUCUGACCUCUCCUCUCUUCAUAGCCCAAGCGAGACAGGUCUAGUGAAUCACAUCAGUGAACGGGACAGCACCGCACCCUCAUCUUCUCUCCCGUCGCCACGAUGGGAUCUGCUGCAGAGGCACCGGCAAGGUAUUUUGAGGAAGAAAUCAGGCAAGAGUCGGCUCCAAUUUGUGACUACAGAGGAAGAGAAUCUCAGAGGCUCAUCAUCGGGAAUCAUAUCCUGUGUGGGUAUUUUCACGCAUUCUAUCCCAAUAAAGUGCCUCAUAACGGGUCUCUUAGGUUGUAGUCCUGUGAUGUCUCACAAGAUAUGUGUAGAGGAGUCGUCAGUCACCGUUCUUUCACAUUCAUGGAAGGCAGGUUGGCAGAUUAAACGGGUAAACGAUACCGCACACCUUAGGCUUCUUUAGCAGCAGGAGACUGCCAGCUUUUUCUCCAACGAGAAACGUGAAUUCUCUUUUCCUCUCCUUUUGAUUUUUUGUUGUAAGCUUUCCGUAUACUGAUUGAUUUUCUGUGUUCAUCGGCUCCAAAGAGGGAAAAAGGGAUUCGGACGGGGAGUUGGAUAAUAUCCUUGGAUGAUUGAUUCUUUAUUUGUAGCAUUUUGCAGAAGUUCCUUCUAAAGAAUGAAAAAGGAUAUCGGGAUGUUCCCGAAACUGAAGGAAGAUUAUUUCUUGAAAUUAAGAAAAUCUGAAGAGUUUUACA
Messenger RNA from Punica granatum (pomegranate), 2045 nucleotides. The record is from RefSeq and is a predicted model, not a curated record. NCBI's taxonomy places the organism in Eukaryota, Viridiplantae, Streptophyta, Magnoliopsida, Myrtales, Lythraceae.